Molecule: messenger RNA, 813 nt
Organism: Apiotrichum porosum
Lineage: Eukaryota; Fungi; Basidiomycota; Tremellomycetes; Trichosporonales; Trichosporonaceae
Exons: 6
Coding region: 1-813 (270 amino acids)
Molecular function (GO): hydrolase activity, acting on ester bonds
Source: RefSeq, a predicted model, not a curated record
AUGGCUACCCCCUUCCAGGACAGCGUGGUCCUCUUCGGAGACUCGAUCACGUCGCAGCAGUACGCCCCCCUGUCGAUUCAGGCGCGCUUUUGUGAAGCCUACCGCCGCACACUGGAUAUCUUGAACAGGGGCUAUGGAGGUUACAACACGCGUUGGGCUCGCGAGCUGUUCCCCACCAUUUUCGCCAAGAAGGAGGACGCAGCUCACGUCCCGACUGUGCGCCUGGUGACAAUCUGGUUUGGUGCGAAUGACUCUGUGGUCCCAGACAUCGGGCAGGAGGUGUCCCAGCACGUCCCGCUGGCAGAGUACGAGGCCAACCUCCGCUUCUUCCUCGAAUCGCUUACGGCUCCCGACUCGCCAUACGCUGUCGCCCAUGCCAAGGGUCUGAACAUUGUCUUGGUGACCCCGCCGCCCCUGCUCGUGAGCAUGAUGGCCGACGACCCGUCAUUCGCGUGCCAGCGCGUCCCAGCCGUGACCAAGACGUACCGUGACGUGGUCCUCUCGCUGGCCGCCGAGUACAAGACCAAGGAGACACCCGAGGGCAACUGGCGCAUCGGUGCCGUGGACAUGUGGGGUGCGACUAUCGCCGCAGCCCGCGGCGAGGGCGAGGGUCUGCGCGAGUUCCUCGUCGACGGCCUCCAUCUCACCACAAAGGGCUACACGGUCUUUUGGGACGAGUACAACAAGCUGGUCAAGAACGAGUUCCGCGGCCGCGGCCUCGACUACGAGGACCUCGAGGACCUGCCCAUGCGCGUGCCAGCGUGGGACUCGCAGAAGGACGGCAUGCGCCUUCCUCCUAUCCGCAGGACCUGA